Molecule: messenger RNA, 6543 nt
Organism: Closterium sp. Naga37s-1
Lineage: Eukaryota; Viridiplantae; Streptophyta; Zygnematophyceae; Desmidiales; Closteriaceae
Source: the annotation of a GenBank genome assembly
AUGGCGCGAGGGCGAGCAGCGGGCGCGCGGGGAGGGGCAGCGGCGCGCGGGGCAGGGAGGGGCGGCGCAGGAAGAGGAGCGGUAGAGAUCGGAGAAGGAGGCGUGGGGUCGGGGGGGGUAGCGACGGGCAUGGAAGCGGCGGGGCGGAUGGCGGGGGGGUGGGUAGCGGCGGGAGAGGUGGUAUCGCCGUCGGAGGUGCCAUCUGGGGGAGGCGUCAUCUCCCCCUGGUGCAUGCACGUGCACACCGUGCUCGGCACGCGCCUUCUCGUGCCCGUCGCUCCCAGCGCCUCCAUCAGCGACCUCCUCCGUGCGUUCCCCUUCGCGCUCCCCGUCCCCCCGUCCCGCACGUCCAGCUCUUCUCCCCCGUCCCCCACUGCUGCCUUCCCCCCCCUUCACUGCUGCCUUCCCCCCCCUUCACUGCUGCCUUCCCCCCCCUUCACUGCUGCCUUCCCCCCCCCUUCACUGCUGCCUUCCCCCCCCUUCACUGCUGCCUUCCCCCCCCUUCACUGGUGUCUUCCCCCCCUUCACUGGUGUCUUCCCCCCCUUCACUGGUGUCUUGCCCCCCCCUUCACUGGCAUGGUGGGGCAGCAGCACGAGCACAUACACGCGCACAUGGGGAGCAUUCGUUUCGAGUCCGUCAAGGUGCUGCGCCAGGCCACUCUGUUUGACGUCGCCCCACAACUCAAACUGGCUGACGUGUUGAAGCCUGAUGACGUCAUCCUCGCUUUUACUGGGGAUGCUGACGUUGCUGCUGAUGUCAGCGACUAUCUGACACACCACCUUGCCUUCGGCUCCUCUCUUCCGAGUCACGACGAGUCCCCCUUUAGCCCCCGCCACCACCACUCACCAUCUCCUCACCACCAACUGCCACGUGGCAAUCUCUUCAGCAACCACGUGGCAUUUCAGCGUGGGCUGCUGGCUGCCCUCGCUGCUGCUGACGUGGCAGGGAGGGGGGUGGAGGCGGUCAGCGAAUCAGGAGAGAGGAGGAGAGUGAAGGGGGUGGUGUUGGGGGGAGGGGGAAAGAGGAUGCGGUUGGAGGGGGGGAGUGGGGAGGGGAGGGGAGGAGGCAGUGUGCCCCUGCUGACAGAUGGGGGGACGGGAGAGGGGGGAAUCAAGGGAGCAGGAGGCGGGAGAGGGGGAGGGGAGGCGCAGGUGGGAGGACAGGUGGGCCAUGAAGGGCGUGGCAGGGAGGGGGAAGGGGCGGGGAAUGGGGGGCAGGAAGGGGGGCGUGAGAGGAAGCGGAGGAGGGAGAGCGAGGAAGAGCAGAGCAUGGGUGAUGGCACUGGAGAGGGGGAAGGUCGGGGGAAGGCAGAUGGGAAGAGUGUAGAUGCUGAGAACGCUGAUGGGAAGGGGCUGGGCGAGGGGAGUGCGGAUGUGGGACGGGGAGGGAAAAGACAAAGACGAGCGGAGGGGAGUGAGAAGGAUGGGGUGGUGGAGGGGAGAGAGAGGGAUGGGGGGUCGGUGGAUGGGGUUGAGUUGGAGGGGAGAGGGGGCGGGAAGGGGGAUGAGAUAGAUGCGACUGUGGGGAAGAAAGAGAGGGGUGGAGGGUUGACGGAGAGAGAAGGGGUGUCGGAGAAGAGAAGUGCUGAGGAGAAAGAUGAGGGGAAAGGGAAAGACGAGGUGACAGGGAAUGAUGAGAUAGAGCCGAUAGAUGAGGCAAAGGAGAAGGAUGAGGUGAAGGGAAAGGAAGCGAAGGAAGGGAAUGCAUGUGGGAAGGGGCAAGCAGCGGAGAUUGAGGAUGAAGCGGUGGAGGAGAGAGCAAUGAAUGGGGUGAAGGAGGGCCGUGCACCUCAGGGUGUUGAGACGUCUCAAAAGGCAUCACAGGGUGUUGAGACGUCUCAAAACGCAUCACAGGGUGUUGAGACGUCUCAAAACGCAUCACAGGGUGUUGAGACGUCUCAAAACGCAUCACAGGGUGUUGAGACGUCUCAAAACGCAUCACAGGGUGUUGAGACGUCUCAAAACGCAUCACAGGGUGUUGAGACGUCUCAAAACGCAUCACAGGGUGUUGGCGAUAGUGCACGGGGGGCUGGGGUGAAGGGUGGACGGGGUAAGAAUGAGGAAGUGGUGAGUGUGGUGAGGGAUGAGAGUGAGGAGAGUGAGACUGAUGGUGAGGAGGAGGGAAAGGAGGAAAAGGAGGAGGGGAAAGGGGGAGGGAAGGAUAUGGAGAUUGAGAAAGAGGAAUCAGAAGAUGGGGAAGAUGAGGAGGACGAGGAGACAGAGGAGGAAGAGGAGGAGAACGUAAGAGUUUCAGAGGCAGAGGCGAAGGAGGCAGGAAAGAAGGAAGAUGGGGGUGAUGAUUCGGAGACCGAAGGAGAAUCAGACGACGAGUCAGAGGAGGAGGCGGGAAAGAAAGGAAAGGUGAAAGAAAAGGAAGUGAAAGGGAAGGAUAAGGGGAAGACAGACAAAGAGGAGGACGAGGAGGGGAAAUUGAAAACGUCAGAGGCAGAGGCGAAGGAGGAGGGGAAGACGGAAGAUGGUGGUGAUGAUUCGGAGACGGAAGGAGAAUCGGACGACGAGACAGAGGAGGAGGUACGAAAGGAAGGAAAGGCGAAAGAGAAGGAAGCGAAAGGGAAGGAAGCGAAAGGGAAGGACAAGGGGAAGACGGACAAAGAGGAGGAAGAAGAGGAAGAGGAGGAUGAGGAGGGGAAAGUGAAAAAAUUGGAGGCAGAAGCGAAGGAGGAGGGGAAGAAGGAAGAUGGUGACAAAGAGGAAGAAGAAAAGGAGGAGGAGGAGGAGGAGGAGGAGGAGGAGGAGGAGGAGGAGGAGGAGGAGGAGGAGGAGGAGGAGGAGGAGGAGGAGGAGGAGGAGGAGGAGGAGGAGGAGGAGGAGGAAGAGGAAGAGAAAGAGGAAGAAGAAGAGGAGGAGGAAGAGGAGUCAGAUGAUGAGGUGGUGGUGUUGGAGAGCGGUGCAGAGGGAAACAAGGGGCGAACAGACAAGGCUCAGACCAGAUCUUCUGCUGCCGCUGCGAGCAAAGCAUUGGCAACGAAAGGAGCCGCAAGCAAGGCGGACGGGAAAGGAGCAGACAGCAAAGCAGCAGCGGCGGGCAAAGCAGUAGAAGACAAGGAACUAGCAGUGAAGGCUGUGGGAGGCAAACAAGACGGAGCAAGCAAAGGAGCUAUCAGAUCUGCUGCAGCAGGAUCAGGAGGAAAAGCUGUUGAUGCGAAGAGAGUGGGUGUUGCAAUGAUCAGUGGGGAAGAGGAUGAGAAGAGUGAGGAGGAGAGUGAGGAGGAGAGUGAGGGGAGCGAGACAGAGAGUGAGGGAGAAGUGGAUGAGGAGAAAGAGGGGAGCGAGACAGAGAGUGAGGGAGAAGUGGAUGAGGAGAAAGAGGGGAGCGAGACAGAGAGUGAGGGAGAAGCGGAUGAGGAGAAAGAGGAGGAGAGUGAGGAAGAAAGUGAGGAUGAGAGUGAGGAGGAGAGUGAGGAGGAGGAAGAGGAGAGGAAACUGGAUGACAAUAGCAAGAAGCAGGCCAGCACAAGUAAGGGAGCGGACACGGGCAAAGGAACAGUGUCAGGGUAUGGCAAGGGAAAAGGGGCUGCAGGGAAGGGGAAGGCAGAGGGUUCAAGGAAGGCGGAGAGUGUGAGUGGAGGGAAGGAGGCAAGCAGAGGGAAGAAAGGCCACGAGGGGGCAGCAGCAGCAGCAGGAGCACAGACGGAUGUGGGUGGCAUGGGGGGGAGGAAGACGGGAGGGAAGCGAGGGGGUGGAGGCAAGAAGGCUGAGGCAGGAGCACAAGGUGCAGCCGCUGCUGCUACUUCUGCUGCCCCUGCUGCUGCUGCUGCUGCCCCUGCUGCUGCUGCUGCUGCCCCUGCUGCUGCUGCUGCUGCUUACCCUGCUGCUCCGGCUGUUGCAGCAGCCAAGUCUGCGAGCUCCGGGGAGGCGGCUCCUCUGGAAGCUGGAAGAGCAGGGGGGAGGGGGACGGGAAACGCAUCGGCAGAAGGGAGGGCAGGAGCAGGAGGGAAGGCAGCAGGUGGAAGGGGAAAGACGGCAGGCAAGGGGAAGGCAGCAGCAGCUGCCGCUGCUGCUGGCAAGGCAAAAGGAGGAGCAGCAGCAGUAAAGGCGGGUGCGUCACGUGCAGCAGAGGCAGCAGGGGCAGGAUGGGCAGAAGGGCCAAUAGAUACAGCGAACCCGACGGGUCCAAGAGUCCCUCUUCGAAUGAGCGCACCACCAAGCGGCACCUUUCGUUACCCCCGAGCCACUUCCCCUAUUGCCUCCACUGCCCCUAUUGCCUCUGCUGCCCCCUUGCCUCCACCUUCCCCCACGGCUGGGCCGCCCAGGAACUUGUUUGUGGGCCCAGGAAACUUACUUGUCCGUCGAGACCAGGGCAACGACCUGAUCGACGCGCUCCCAGCGGCGCUCUGGCACCGCAUUUUCCACCUGCUGCUGGAGCGCCCCUGCACCGCCACCCCUCCGCACUCCGCGGGCGGCCGCUACUACUGCCGCGCGCGCAGCACGGCGCAGCGAGCAGAACCCAACUUCAGACGCACCGGCGGUGGCGGCGGUGCUGGUAGUUCUACUGGCCGCAAUGUCUCACGAAGCGCUGAGAAUGGUGCGGCUAGAGUGGCACCGGUGCCCGUGUUCGUGAAGGCCGGGGUGUCGCCGUGCUGGCUGCAUGCGCACAACGCUCGCACGUACGGCUCCUCGUGGCCUCUGCUGUGCUGCGCGCUCGCCAGCAAGAGGCUGCUCCACCUCGUCGCCUCCUUCUCCGAACAAGGCACGCCCAUGAGUCUGCACCUCAGCUCCGCCCAGCCCCAGUGGACCACCAGCGUGCGCUGGCUGCUCUCCCGCUCCUCUCCCACCUUUCCUUUCCUCCGCCUCUCCUUCUCCCACCCCUCCCUCAUCCCCCUCAUUCGCCGCCCCUUCACUCUCCCCUCCUCUCCGGUCUCCUCCUCCCUCUCAUCCAUGCAACUAAGCUUGAGCAUUAGAGAGAAAUUCACAGAGGAGGAUUACCGCCAGAGUGACUGGAAUCUAGGCUUUCUCAAGACCUGCUCCUCCCUGCACUCCCUCGCACUCGAACGUGGCGCCUGGCGCUUGGGUAGAAGCUGCCUCACCGCUCCCUGGAUGCAGUCCCUUCGGAGCUUAACCCUAAAAAAUGUGGACCCCAGGGGAAUAUCUCUUAAAGCCCUGGCUGUCAUUUCCCCUCAGCUGCACGAAUUCUCGUUCUGCGAGCCGUGGAAGCUGGAGGAGGAGGGAGGGGAGGACUGCAAGGGACCGGUGCUGCUGGCGCUCGAGUUCCCCAGGGCUCGCCGCCUCUCCUUCCGCUUCCUCACCCACGAGCUCAAACUGAAACUCGCCCUUUCUCACCACUCCCUAACCUCCUUCUCCGCCUGUGCCCAGUCCCUCACUCUCGCCUGCAGCUCUGCCCGCCCUCUCACGUUGACCCAGCUUUUGCUGUUUGGGGAAGAGAGGAUCCAUAUCGCCUCCUUCAAGGUUGCCUCUGUCCGUGCGCUUUACCUCAAUGGUCCGAUUAAUCUGCUGCCGCCACGCCCCCACCGCAUCCCAGCUGACGUUCGGAAAGCCAUGGAGAUCUGUGGAGACUCGUUUGUGUAUCUUCCGCCACCGCAGCCGUUUGCAUGGGCGGACUGGCUGAGCACACUCGCGCCAGCAGUGGAGCUGCUUAUAGCAAGGCACGACAUCGACCUUGGCGCCUGCAGGUUCCCCUGGCCGCGGCUGCGGAGCCUCGGGAUUGUCGUGGCGAGCGACUACGAUGUGAUGAACCCGGUGCGAGGGGAGAUGGCGGUGGAAGAUGUGGAGAGAGCAGAUGGGAAUGAGAUCAUCAAGUGGACGAGAAAGCAGAGAAGGAAGGAGAAGGCGGAGGCGAGGGAGACGGAGCACAGGAUGAGGAAUCAAGGGCUCACUCGGUUUCAUGCAGGCCCGUUUGGCAACCAGCUUGGGGUUGACGAUGGUGAUGAUGACGAUGACGAUGUUUAUGGCCCACUGGAGCGAGAGACGCCUUCACGCAGAUCUGCUCCCACUCGACUGUGCAUCCCUCCGAAAAUCCAUGCUCCAAAUCUGCGGGCCAUCUUCUUUCCAACCCGCCGCAACACACCCCGAGCCUUGCUAGCAGACCUGAGGGCGAGGCAUCCCUCCCUGGCGCUGUACUGUGUUGCAAGGCACACGUGGUACUGGGAGAGGAAAGGGAUGAGGGUGGAGGGUGGGCCGGUGACGCAUGUGAGGGGGCUGAGAGGAGGGAAGAGCAGUGCGUCGUUUAGGAAUGGGAGGAAGAGCGUGCGGGACAAGAUGCACAGUGUGAAUCGCGGGCUGAUGGAGGGGUACACGCUGGAUGAGGAGGAGUGGUUCAUGGUGGAAAGACGGAAUUGGAAGCCGGUGGUUGGUGAAGAGGAACGGGAGAGGGAUCGUGGUCGUGAUAGCGAUGGUGACGAGUUUGAUGAUGAGGAUGAUGAGGAGGAAGAGGUGGAGGAGGAUGAGGAGGAUGAGAAUGAUGAGGAUGAUGAAGAGGAUGAGGAGGAUGAAGAUGAUGAGGAUGAUGAAGAUGAAGAGGAUGAUGAAGAUGAUGAAGAUGAUGAGGAUGAUGAGGAUGAGUAG